Pleurotus ostreatus (oyster mushroom) is the source of this 1383-nucleotide messenger RNA. RefSeq names its product rRNA-processing protein sof1 (gene SOF1). The record is from RefSeq and is a predicted model, not a curated record. Gene Ontology annotation, cellular component: nucleolus; small-subunit processome. The coding region runs from base 1 to 1383 and encodes 460 amino acids. Gene Ontology annotation, biological process: maturation of SSU-rRNA from tricistronic rRNA transcript (SSU-rRNA, 5.8S rRNA, LSU-rRNA). Gene Ontology annotation, molecular function: protein binding. Lineage: Eukaryota; Fungi; Basidiomycota; Agaricomycetes; Agaricales; Pleurotaceae. The transcript has 8 exons.
AUGGUGGUAAGUGAUUACGGGGCACAUGCAGAUACUAUUCUCAUCUUUCAACAGAAAAUUUCCGUCCUUCAACAUGCACCAUCGGAGCACCUACCUUCUCGACCUGGAGACCCUACACCAGUAUCUCGAAAUUUGAAUCCCAUCAUGCACCCAUUUGCUCGGUCGCGAGAGAGAAUACGAGCACUAAAUGCUGCAAAGAUGGAACGAAUGUUCGCGAAGCCGUUCGUGGAUAGUCUGGAAGGACAUGUAGAUGCCAUCGAAACCUUGGUGAAGAAGCCAGGCGACCUUUCCACAGUGGCGAGCGGUAGUUGGGACGGCGGCCUUAUCGUGCAUAAUAUAUCGCAGCGAAGUCAACUACUAAAUAUUCCUCAGGCCCAUAAGGGCAAGGUGUCAGGGCUAUGUUUUGCUUCAGACAGGCUUCUAAGCUGUGGCGUAGACCGUACGGUCAAGUUGUGGUCGACAGACAAGUCUGAGGGUCAAAAACCUUUGUCUGUCUUUGCCGGAAAAUCUGCUUUCAAUUCAAUAGAUCACCACCGUUCAGACGGUCUCUUUGCGACAGCAUCGAAUCUUGUACAAAUAUGGGAUGAGACCAAGAGCUCUCCAAUAUCCGACCUCACAUUUCCCACCUCUACCGAAACAAUAACAGCCGUUCGAUUCAACUUGAGCGAAUCAUCAGUCCUAGCUAGCAUAGGCUCGGAUCGUACGUUCACACUCUAUGAUAUACGAACAGGAAAAGCCGAGAGGCGAGUCAUAAUGCAGAUGCGUUCAAAUUCCCUUGCAUGGUCUCCCACCUUCCCCACCAUCCUUCUCCUCGCCUCCGAAGAUCACAAUCUCUACACAUUUGAUAUACGGCAUGUUUCCACGCCAACGCAGAUAUACAAGUCGCAUGUCUCUGCCGUCAUGUCUUGCGAUUGGUCGCCCACAGGAACCGAGCUUGUGAGUGGCGGAUGGGACAGAACCGUGAGGAUAUGGCACGAAGGGAGAGGAACGGCGCCUGAGGUAUAUCACACGAAACGGAUGCAGAGAGUAUCAUCGGUGCUCUUCACGAAUGACGCUCGGUUCGUACUUUCUGGUUCUGACGAUGGUAAUGUACGGAUAUGGAAAGCCAAAGCAUCCGAGAAGCUUGGUGUUAUCACUGCCCGUGAACGUGCCGCCAUCGAAUACCGAGAGAGUUUGAAACAGCGAUGGCAAAUGGACAAGCAAGUCAACAAAAUCAUGCGGACUCGUCAACUGCCCAAGCCUGUUUACUCUGCGGCCAAACUGAAGAGGACGAUGGUCGAAGCUGAACGCGUGAAAGACGAAAGGAGAAGGAAACAUUCAAGAGCAGGAGAAACAAAACCCAAGGCGGCAAGGAAGAAAGUGGUCGUCGUCGAACAGACAUGA